Messenger RNA from Callorhinchus milii (elephant shark), 5375 nucleotides. Its product is annotated as eukaryotic peptide chain release factor GTP-binding subunit ERF3A. Lineage: Eukaryota; Metazoa; Chordata; Chondrichthyes; Chimaeriformes; Callorhinchidae. Gene Ontology annotation, cellular component: translation release factor complex. The transcript is spliced from 14 exons. The record is from RefSeq and is a predicted model, not a curated record. Gene Ontology annotation, biological process: translation. The coding region runs from base 72 to 1823 and encodes 583 amino acids. Gene Ontology annotation, molecular function: GTP binding; GTPase activity; translation release factor activity.
GGGGGGGGCGGGAAAAAAAAAAUUAAACCUCUCCUUUUUUAAAACAAAAAGCCGACGUUGUCGCCGCGGCCAUGGAUUCAAAGGACGUGGCCGAUUCCGCCCCCGACUGCUGGGAACAGGCGGACGACACCGACGUCGAGGCCCAGGUGAACUCGCCCUUCUCCAGCCUGAACGUCAACGCCAAGCCCUUCGUGCCCAACGUCCACGCCGCCGAGUUCGUCCCCUCCUCCUCCUCCUCCUCCUCCCUGCAGGGCGGCUCGUCGGAGGCCUCGCAACCGGCCGGGGAGAGUCCGGAAGGAGAAGAUGCUGCUGAUACUACUAUGGAGGUUUCUGAACCGGCUGCCCCAGUUGAAAAUGGCGAUCUGGAACCUGGAGCCGAGAAGUCGUGGGAACAGAAAGCAGAACUUAGUGAAGCAGAGCCAGGUGGUGGUCCCGCUGGUGAUGGAAGGACAACUUUGGACGCUCAAGUCGAAAUGGAGGAGGAAGAGGAGUUGCCCAAGGCGAAGGUGGCUGUGGUGGAACCGGGUGCUCCAAGGAAGGAGCACGUAAAUGUUGUUUUCAUUGGUCACGUAGAUGCUGGAAAAUCCACUAUUGGUGGACAGAUAAUGUACCUCACGGGCAUGGUUGACAAACGAACGCUGGAGAAAUAUGAAAGGGAAGCCAAGGAAAAAAACAGAGAAACAUGGUACCUUUCCUGGGCUUUAGACACAAACCAGGAGGAAAGAGACAAAGGUAAAACAGUAGAAGUGGGUCGUGCAUAUUUCGAAACCCUGAAGAAGCAUUUCACCAUUUUAGAUGCUCCAGGUCACAAAAGCUUUGUGCCGAAUAUGAUUGGUGGAGCAUCUCAAGCUGAUCUGGCGGUGUUGGUGAUCUCAGCCAGAAAAGGUGAAUUUGAAACUGGCUUUGAGAAAGGCGGUCAAACGAGAGAGCAUGCCAUGUUGGCAAAAACAGCAGGAGUGAAACACCUGAUAGUUCUCAUCAACAAGAUGGAUGAUCCAACAGUAAACUGGAGCCAAGACAGGUAUGAGGAAUGUAAAGAAAAGCUGGUGCCAUUUUUGAAGAAAGUUGGCUUCAAUCCUAAGAAAGAUAUUCACUUUAUGCCUUGCUCUGGACUUACUGGUGCAAACCUAAAAGAACGAGCUGAUCUCUGUCCUUGGUACACUGGGUUACCGUUUAUUCCACAUCUGGACAAUUUGCCACACUUCAACAGAUCUUGUAUUGGACCAGUGCGAAUACCUAUCGUAGAUAAAUAUAAGGAUAUGGGUACUGUAAUUCUGGGCAAGCUGGAAUCUGGAACGAUUACGAAAGGAUACCAGCUAGUUAUGAUGCCAAACAAACACAAUGUUGAAGUCCUGGGUUUGCUAUCUGAUGAUGUGGAGACUGAUGCUGCAGGCCCUGGAGAAAAUCUAAAGAUCCGGCUGAAAGGAAUUGAAGAGGAGGAGAUUCUACCAGGAUUUAUCCUUUGUGAUCACAACAAUCUUUGCCAUUCAGGGCGCACUUUUGAUGCUCAGAUAGUCAUCAUUGAGCAUAAAUCCAUCAUCUGUCCGGGUUACAAUGCAGUGCUGCACAUCCACACCUGUAUUGAAGAAGUCCAGAUAGCAGCCUUAAUCUGUCUGGUGGAUAAGAAGUCCGGAGAGAAAAGCAAGACGCGACCUCGUUUUGUUAAACAGGAUCAGGUUUGCAUCGCUCGUUUAAAGACAGCGGGAACUAUCUGCCUUGAGACCUUCAAAGAUUUUCCUCAAAUGGGCCGCUUCACCUUGAGAGAUGAAGGUAAGACCAUUGCAAUUGGAAAGGUCCUGAAGCUGGUUCCAGAAAAGGACUGAACAUCCACGUCUGAUGCUGUACAAUACUGUGACGAAAAAGGACUCAGCAACAGCCUACUUCACGCCUUUCCUGGUCUUCAUUGUCUUUCUGCCCUUCGAUAUCUUUAUCUUCCCAUAUACUGCAAACUGCUGUAAACAUGUCCACAUUUUACGUCAGCUUUCUCAUAUUGAGAGCUCUGCUAUGCCAUUGUUAAAGCUACCAUUUAAAAUCCUCUUCUGAAAUCUGCUUCCUUAGAAAUGCGGCAGUAGCUACCUAACUGAUGUGGACAGAAUUGCCUGCAAAAAUAAAAUUAAACCAAAAAAAGUUUAUUUUAUUCUGGCAUUAUUCUCUUUUGUGUGCUCUUGCUCACCCUGCUAUCUCAAACUAGAUCAGGUUAUUCAACAGAUCAGAGUGUGAGUGUUCAAGUAUUAGAAAGAUGUCUGUAGAGAUAAUAAAAUUGAUUUGAAACAUUUCUGGCAGUUGAGUUACUUUGGGGAAGAUUUCUUGUGAGAUUAACCUUGUAUCAGCUGCUUUCCUAUUGCAUGAUUAAUCUUUCUAUUUUAAUUGUGUGCUAUCAACCUGCCAUACACCAACACUGCACACCCUUGUGCUUUGUGAAACUUUUCCAAAAAUGCAAUGCUAUUUAUCCUCAACAUUUUGACAUGGGAGACAAAAUGCCAUCGUACCCGCAUUGAAAAAGACGAACGGAAAAUUGUAAAUUUUAAAGAUACUGUUUCCCUUAGUUUUAUGCAACUCCAAAGAAAUCAAAUCUAUACGUUUUAUUAGACUGUGCAAUGGCUGUUACGUGGAUUACUUGAACAGUCUUCGGGAGGAAAGAACAAAUAUAGUAACUACUGCUUGUGCUGUUGUGCUUUUCAGAUUUCAAGAGAGCUAUGAAUUAACUGCCAUGUGUAGAGGUUUGAUCUUUUGAUUUGGAAUAGUUUAACAUGAUAUGGGUGGGACAUAUGUAGCUGAAGGUUUUUUUUCUGUGGAGAGAUAUUUGUAGCUGAAGUUUUGCUUAUGAGCACAUUACCUGAUAGACUUAUUAGCAUGUGGGUGCACAUGUAACAACUUUGUCACUUUGGUUGGAUGAGGGGGGAGAAUUUGACACUUGCUAAAACUUUCAUAUCAUAAACUAUUACUUUUUCAAUGUAUUGUAUUUUAUGGGGAGAGGUUAUUUCUUAGAUGAAUACUUAAGAAAAAUAUUAAUCAACUGAACCAGAACAUGUAGUUCUUGUACAUAUUUGAAAACCUUGUAUUUGUGGUGGAACAGUUAUUUAAUAUGAUGGUAAAUUUGUUACCAUUUAAAGAGUCAUGAUGAGGAAUUUUUAAUUUUUUCUCCUUUCCAAGUUUAUUUUGUUUGCUGAAAGUGAUUUGUGAAAGAAUGACAGGAUUAACCUAAAAUAAAGAACAAACAAUGGUGUGAACAGGCCUGUUCAUAAAUUCUACAAUUAAGUGUCAUUUUGUUGUAAAGCAGCAAAUUGCAUUUAAACCUUGGACAAGUAGAUACCUAAACGCUAAUAAACUUGUAUGGAACAAAUUCAGUUAAGGUGGAACUACUAUUUGUGUGGACUUUUAUGUGCUACUUGUGAAAUCAUUAGCUGUAUUAUAUAUCCCACAAUGGUAAAUUAGUUGAUGUUUAUCAAUUUAAAUGAGUAAAAUGUAGGCAAUGACCAUUUUCCCCCUUAACUUCAUUUUUUUUGCUCAAUAAAUUUCUAGUUCCCGUAAUGCACGGAAAUAAAAACAUUUCAUUUUGAUGAUUUGUUUCCAAAAUAAAAUGUGUUGCUCUUGAAGAAACAAUACUAUUGCAAGAUUUCCCCAUACUUUUUGCUGCUGCAGUAUUUUUUUUCCUCAGUUAAGUUGGUUAAAUAGUGUACAAGAAAGAUGCUAAUUGCUGCUUUAUGAAAUGCCCUUAGUUUUAAUUGAAUUUUUUUUCUUUUCCCAUGGUGAUCCCACUUGAAGUUGUCUGUUUCAUAAUUUGGUAUCAUUGGCACUGCGCAAGCCUGGUGUAAGACAGCACAGCUGUUAAACAUGACCACAGUAUUGUAUAGUAUACAAAUUUAUUGUAUGCAUUCUUAAUCUCAAGCAUAAUAAAAUUUUAUUUCAUUUCCAUUGGCAUAUUGUCUGUAACUGUGGAGAUCCAGCUGAAGAAUAUAUCUUGUUUUUUCAUCAUGCAAAUGUAUUUGGAUGUGGUUCUUUUUAAUAAGCUAGGCGAACUAAUGGCAUGACUUUUCUCAUUAAGCUUGCUGUAUUGUUUAACUUAACUAAAUAUGUAUUUAAGCCAUGCCGAGGAUUUCAUCACUUUCCCAAAUUGUGGAAAAAGAUGUGUAACUCCUCACUGCUAAUUUAUUAAUUCAAGAUUUAUACAGGCAGGUAAUUGAUGAACAACCUUGAUGGUCUAAUUUGGUCUGUUAUCAGCGAAUCAAAAUCUUUAUAUUUUUCCAUCAACUCAGUAUGGCAAGGAGUCCAUUUGAAUGGGUUGUUAUUAAUACCUUUCAAAGUUAACUGGAUUGUUUUGGGCUAAAUAUGUGAAGGUGGUGGUUAAUUAAAUGUAUGUAAGUCUAAAGUUAACACAAAUCUUCUAUACUGUAGUAGUUUUAUAUCUAUUGAAAUGACUAUACGAAAGGUAGUGACUGAUCUGUAACAGUGAAUGGAGUGCACAGGUGAGCAGUUGAUGGAUGACCAACUAAUUAAGUGCAUAGUACAGCUUUCUAAAAUGCAGGGGAUUUCAUAUCUGUAAAGCUCUAGAAACUGAGUAUUGUAUAAAUCAGUGAAUUUCUGUUCAACUGAAAACUUCAGCUGUAAAUUUCUGUUGAGUGAAUUGCAUUUUUGUACAAUUGUAACUUGUUUAUGGCCCCAAUUACACCAUUUUGUACGAUUCUUUUCAUCAAUUUUAUCAAUCUUCAGGAAGCUAAAGUGGCCUAUCCAGGACAAAUUUCUAUUGCAUUUAAAUGACAGAAAAGCAUAUCUCUCCGAGGAUUAGUCCUAAUGCAAACGGAUUACUAACAAGAAUUGACUGCCUGGAAAGAUCAGAUUUAUAUUGUACUAACUGCAUGGUGGUAUAUUGGCAUAUUUAACCACCCGAAAUAAAUGUGUUGAACUGAACAUGGUGACCACGGUGGAAAUCCUGUGUUGUGAAAUUGUACUUGGAAUAGUGAUUACAUUGUAAUAAAAGUUUUGUUCGAGGUAAUUUUAUGUAAAUUACUUAUGUAACCAGGUUAAGGCCAGUAAUCCAACCAAAAUGUGUGGGCAUGUCUGGCUCCAUCUACACCAGUCAUAGUACAGCUGCUCUUGCAACCAUUAGAAUUCCCUACUCACUAUACCAUAUCUAUUAUCAGCAUGUAAAAUAGACCUUAAUACUUGCUUGAGUUCAAAGUCAUUUGAUUAAACAGAACUUGCAGUAAUUAGUCAUUGCAUCACAAAAAUUGUGCCUUGUUCCAAAGGAUGAGUCCUCGACAAGUUAAAUGUUGGAGAAAAUGGGGUUAACCUGGUGUGAAUCACUGUUUAAAAUGUUUGAUUACUUAAUAAGUUGCUGUUUUUCAGUUCAUUUUAAAUUAAAAAUGCAUCCUGUA